CAGUCUUAUCAACCCGCGCCUCGACGAUCCCUCAACCUUGUAGAUGUCUCAUCUGCCUACAGAAGACACCCUCAUUGCCGCCCAUACCGCGCGCACUCCAAUAGGCUCCCACAAUGUGUGUUCGCACAGUCACCAGUGAACAUGAGGCUCACGAGUCUACCGAGUCCACGAGUCCACGAGUCCACGACCAAGACACCAAGUCUGGGGAAGGUGACUCUGAUUCGGAAUGACGAUUUUCGUGGUGAAAGAGGCGGGUUGGCUGUAUCAUCCAAGGGCAUUUAUAUACAGGCAUGCUUCCCCCGGCAUCGACAUUCCUGGGUCCCAGCAUCAUCCACAUCUCCCGGGACUUGACAGGACUGCCGACUGGCAGCCAUCCUUUUCUCCAUCAUGGUCAAGUCACGCACGAUGAGCCAUACUCAAGAGACCAAACAUGGCCUGUCGCCAAAGAUCUCCCGGUAUGAGAGCAGUGCACAGCCCAACCUAGAGGCGAAAAUCCGUAACCCUCUCGCGGGCAUCCCCAAGGCGCAACUCUUCCGCGACGUCGAAGCAUUCGCCGACAAGCGCGGUCUCAGACAACAUCUCGCCGUGUUGAGAAAGGGCGCCCUUCUCGCGCAGAACGAGACACCAGCUGACGAAAUAUCGGGCAACGAGAAGCUGAGCGACGACGAGCUCACUAUACUGAAUACCGAAGUCAAGCACAAAUGGCACAUACCGUUCCGGCUCUUCCUUACCAUUGCGACAUGCUCCAUCGGCGCGGCCGUCCAGGGAUGGGACCAGACCGGUUCCAAUGGCGCCAGUCUAUUCUUCCCCGGGUACUACGGUAUCGCGGAUGGCUCGACGCGCUCGCGUAUUAUCCUCGGUGUCGUGAACGCGGGUCCCUACCUUGGAAGCGCCUGCAUCGGCUGCUGGCUGUCCGACCCCAUCAAUAGUAUCCUCGGCCGCCGCGGUGUCAUCUUUGUCUCUGCGCACUUCUGUCUAUGGCCAGUUCUUGCCUCUGCCUUUUGCGAGACCUGGGAGCAACAGCUGGCGUGUCGUUUGUUAAUGGGCGUUGGGAUGGGCGUGAAAGCGUCGACGGUGCCGAUCUAUGCUGCUGAGAACUCCCCGGCUGCCAUUCGUGGUGCCCUCGUCAUGUCAUGGCAAAUGUGGACUGCCUUUGGUAUCGCCCUCGGCACAGGCUUCAAUCUCGCCGUCUUCCGCACCGAACACAACUGGCGCUGGAUGCUCGGCGCCCCCUGCCUCCCUGCCAUCCCACUACUCUUCCUCAUCUACCUGUGUCCCGAGUCACCGCGCUGGUACAUGAAGAAGGACCGGUACCCCGAGGCGUGGAAAAGCAUGCGUCUUCUACGCCACUCUGAUCUCCAGGUGGCACGGGACAUUUACUACAUCUCUGCCCGGCUCGAGAUCGAGAAACAGCUCGCAGGCACGACAACGUAUCCUCAACGAUUUCAGCAGCUUUUCGUUGUCCCUCGUAUUCGGAGAGCAACCCUCGCUGCGUUCACGGUCAUGCUUGCACAGCAAAUGUGUGGCAUCAACAUCAUUGCCUUCUAUUCGACAUCCAUCUUCCAAGAGGCGGGCCUGAGCAGUUUCCUGGCCAUGGUGGGUUCGUUCGGCUGGGGCAUGGUUAACUGGCUGUUCGCCUUUCCUGCGUUCUGGACAAUCGACACGUUUGGACGCCGUAACCUUCUCCUGUUCACGUUCCCCCAGAUGUUCUGGACGCUCCUUGGAGCUGGCCUGUGCACCCUCAUCUCGCGGGAAGGGUCCAUAGGUGAUAUCCGCAACGGCCUCAUCUGCUUAUUUGUCUUUCUGUUCGGUGCUUUUUAUGCGCCUGGCGAGGGCCCUGUGCCAUUCGCCUACUCAGCCGAGGUGUUCCCUUUGUCGCAUCGCGAGGCAGGCAUGGCGUUUUCCGUGUCUACCUGUCUAGGCUGGGCGGGUGUCUUGGGCAUAACCUUCCCUUUCCUGCUCGAGCGCGCAGGCGCCAUUGGUGCCUUUGGCAUGUACGCUGGGUUGAAUCUCUUGGCAUUUAUCAUGAUCUUCCUGUGGGUGCCAGAGACGAAGCAGCUCUCGUUGGAAGAGUUGGACGGGGUGUUCAAUGUACCCACGAGGUCCUUCAUGAGAUACCAGUGUGGGACUAUUGCGUCUUGGUUUGUGAAGCGCUAUUUGCUCUUUGGAUGGGUGGGCAGCAAGGAGGAUGCGUGUCCGGCGCUGGAAAAGGAAGAUGAGGAAGGGAUAUGCAUGAUACCAAUGUCGGACAGCAGGACCUCAAUCUUGAGAAGAGCAGCUGCCCAUGGGGUUUCGAGGGCGUAGCGAUGUUAGGAUUUGACCAUGGUAUUCAAUCAUGGUGACUACAAGACUGCAUGACUGGUUCCUUUUGCAUGUUUUGAUCUCUGUUGACUUUAGACAGUGACAUGGGGAUUUAACUACUGUUUGGCACCGUU
Messenger RNA from Emericellopsis atlantica, 2435 nucleotides. RefSeq lists its product as uncharacterized. Gene Ontology annotation, biological process: transmembrane transport. NCBI's taxonomy places the organism in Eukaryota, Fungi, Ascomycota, Sordariomycetes, Hypocreales, Bionectriaceae. The record is from RefSeq and is a predicted model, not a curated record. Gene Ontology annotation, cellular component: membrane. Gene Ontology annotation, molecular function: myo-inositol:proton symporter activity. The coding region runs from base 388 to 2304 and encodes 638 amino acids. The transcript has 4 exons.